GUAGCUAUAAAUAUUACAUAGACUGAUCGGGAGUCUCUCAUGAAAAUUACAGAGAGGAAAGCCAUGGAGUCUCCUCUCGCUUUCUUGGCCAUUUUCUCGCUUCUCUUCUUGGCCAGUGUAGAGGCAAGAAAACACCCAGGAGAAGACUGGAGUAAGGGCCCAGCAACUUUGAGGGAGAAGCAGCCGACAGUGGUAGAAUCAGCUGAUUCUACAAUGAAUGAUCAGACAUCAACUCUCUACGUCACCAUUGCAGAAAACUGUGAAGAAGCAAAAGACAGCCCAGUUGUGGAGAGAGGGGCUUCAAAAGAAGAAGGGAUAAUCAACCUAUCUCCUUUUCUUGUUGGAGAAACAGCAGAGGAUAUGAGCAAGGAGCAGAUUAAUGAUUCAGUUGACUUUGACAAAGAUCUAGAUGGUCCUGCGGAGAAGUUCUGGUUCGUCUUCGACCCGAGGACUGAUGCCACCAUUUAUCAUGAGUAAGGCCUGGGAAGAGGGAGUCCUAUGUCCAUUAAUUAAUAGCAUGCGUGAAGGUGUUUGGUGUUUGUAUUAUUAGUAGAUCUGAGGCCUAGGAAGAGGAAGUCCUGUGUCCAUUAAUUAAUAGCAUGCGUGAAGGUGUUUGAUGUUUGUAUUAUUAGUAGAUCUGGUACGAAGAGUGAAAGGUUUCUCUCUUUGUUGAAUAUUUAAUAAAUGGUUGUGUGCAUGGUUUCUCCCUUCA
Vitis riparia (riverbank grape) is the source of this 712-nucleotide messenger RNA. RefSeq lists its product as uncharacterized. The coding region runs from base 40 to 477 and encodes 145 amino acids. The record is from RefSeq and is a predicted model, not a curated record. Lineage: Eukaryota; Viridiplantae; Streptophyta; Magnoliopsida; Vitales; Vitaceae. The transcript is spliced from 2 exons.